AUUGAAGUUGAAGCCAUCGACCACCGAUCCAUCUCUCUCCCUCUCUCUCUCUCUCUGCGACUGCCGGCCAUGGCCCUUCUGGUUCGAAACUCCCAGCGAAUGGCUCUAAUCGCAUCGCAACAGCGGGCCGCGGCGGCGGCGGCAAUCCACACAUCCAUCCCUUCUCUAUCUCCGGCGUCGCAGCCCGCUCCCUACGCGCGCCCGUCCCCGCCCUCUGCGGCCUCCUCGACGGGCUUGUCCAAGGCCUCGGAGUACGUGAUCUCGAAGGUCGACGAUCUCUUGAACUGGGCUCGCCGCGGUUCCAUCUGGCCCAUGACCUUCGGCCUCGCCUGCUGCGCCGUGGAAAUGAUGCACACCGGCGCCUCCCGCUACGACUUGGAUCGCUUUGGCGUCAUCUUUAGGCCCAGCCCCCGCCAGUCCGACUGUAUGAUCGUCGCCGGCACUCUCACCAAUAAGAUGGCCCCUGCCCUUCGCAAGGUUUAUGACCAAAUGCCGGAGCCAAGGUGGGUUAUCUCAAUGGGAAGCUGUGCAAAUGGUGGGGGGUACUACCACUACUCAUACUCUGUGGUUCGGGGUUGUGACCGAAUUGUCCCAGUUGACAUCUAUGUUCCUGGUUGCCCACCUACAGCCGAGGCCUUGCUUUACGGAAUCCUCCAGCUGCAGAAGAAGAUCAACAGGCGCAAGGAUUUCCUUCAUUGGUGGACUAAGUAAGGUGUCAUUGUAGCUUUCUACCUUGCAAUGAUUAUGAAAGAAUAAAAACUAAACUGUGCUAGCUGCUAGCUUUCCUUGGAAUGGAAGGGCCCAACAAAGUGGUACCUUGGCUUGUAAUUCCUUACAGUUGAAGAUGUCGCCCACCAAGCACCUCGCGGUGUUUUUAUGCCUAUUUUGUGAAGUAAGCAUUUGCUUUUAAUGUCCUCCCCUCCCUCCCCCCCUCCUAUUGGGCACAAAAUCUGCUGAACAUCCUUUUUUUAAGUUGAGGCUUGUAUCGUUGUGUA
Molecule: messenger RNA, 995 nt
Organism: Diospyros lotus (date-plum)
Lineage: Eukaryota; Viridiplantae; Streptophyta; Magnoliopsida; Ericales; Ebenaceae
Product: NADH dehydrogenase [ubiquinone] iron-sulfur protein 7, mitochondrial
Exons: 2
Coding region: 70-711 (213 amino acids)
Biological process (GO): electron transport coupled proton transport; mitochondrial respiratory chain complex I assembly; aerobic respiration
Molecular function (GO): quinone binding; 4 iron, 4 sulfur cluster binding; NADH dehydrogenase (ubiquinone) activity
Source: RefSeq, a predicted model, not a curated record